AGUGUUCUUCUGGCGCUGUUAGCCAGUCAAGCUCCGCGCUGUUUGUUAGAGAAGAAGAAGAAGAAGAAGCGGAAGCGGCGAAACAUGACAGCAAGCUAACUUGAUAAACACCCCGCUGAGCCUUAAAAGCUUGGCGUUAAACAAUGUACCAGUCAAGAUGGGGCAAACUUUGUGCAUAUGCUCCCGUGGCUCUCUCACCAUUGAUAACAAAAAAUACUACUUUGUGCAGAAGCUAGACGAAGGUGGGUUCAGUUAUGUUGAUCUGGUAGAGGGGGCAAAGGAUGGGCGCUUCUAUGCCCUGAAGAGAAUCCUGUGCCAUGACCGUGAAGGCCGACAGGAGGCUCAGACAGAAGUGGAGAUGCAUCAGGUGUUUAAUCACCCCAACAUCUUGAGCCUGGUUGCACACGCUUUUGUUGAUCAUGGAGGCAAGAGUGAAGCCUGGCUGCUUCUGCCUUAUGUCAGAAAAGGAAGUCUGUGGUCUGUUCUGGAGAAGCUAAGAGACAAAGGGAGCUUAAUGCCUGAAAAACAGAUUUUGCAAAUCUUUCGUGGAAUCUGCUCUGGACUAAAGGCCAUUCACGAAAAAGGCUAUGCACACAGAGACUUAAAACCAACAAAUGUGCUUCUAGAUGAGGAUGACAGGCCGGUGUUGAUGGAUCUUGGCUCAAUGAAUCGUGCCAGGAUUGAGGUUAGAGGAUCCAGAGAAGCCAUGACCAUUCAGGACUGGGCAGCCCAGAGAUGCACCAUUUCCUACAGGGCUCCUGAACUCUUCAAUGUAGAGAGCCACUGUAUUAUAGAUGAGCGCACUGAUAUCUGGUCACUUGGCUGCGUGCUUUACUGCAUGAUGAUGUUGGAGGGGCCCUAUGAUCUGGUAUUUCAGAAAGGGGACAGUGUUGCCCUGGCUGUCCAGAAUCCAGUGACCAUCCCACAGUCUUGCAGUUACUCAGAGGGCUUGCAGAUGCUGCUGAGCUCCAUAAUGGUUUCAAGUCCCCAGGAGAGACCAAACAUCAGCUGGGUUCUGGACCAGGUACAGGACCUGCAGAGUCGGAGCCCAGACACCCAAACCAACAUGGUCUGAUGUUGCACGGUGCACUAGGUUUGGAGUCCUGGAGACCUUUGCACAUUCUUAUUUCCAACUUGAAACUGUUUCUUUUAUUUAUUGAUUUUAGCGUAAAAGCCUAGGUACCAGUUUUCACUCAUAUUGGGGAGCUUGGCAACAGUAUCAGCUUUUAGUUUGAAUGAUCCAUUUCAUUACAGAGCAUUGUUGUAGUCCUUAUAGAUUCACCAAAUGAUCUGAUUAAUAUGAUUUGCCUUAAGUGUAAUUUCUCCCAGAAGUAUGAUGCUUUUGGCAAGGGUCAUAUGAUGAAGUGGCUUUACCUUGUUUUGAAAAAUAUAUUUAUUCGCCGUCUCUGAGAGUUGCAUGAGAAGAUGGAUACAACUCUCAUAUCUGUUAGUUAAAUGUGAAGCAGGAGCCAGCAGCCUGUUAGUUUAGUUUACCAUUGGAACUGGAAAAUGAAGGAAACGGCAAGCUUGAAGGCAGCAAAAUAUGCCUACGAGCACUUCUGAUACUAAUUUUCAUGAUAUAUCUGGUUGGUUCAGUCAGAUUGAAUUAAAAAGAUGCAGCAUGUUAAUUAGUAAGCUUCAAAAGUUCAGACAGGUGGAUUUUUCCUUUGGACAGAGCUGGUUCAGUUUUUAUGCUAAGUUAGGCUAAGCAGCUAGCAGCAGAAGUCUUUGAAAAUGAGCGUACUUCUUGUGUAUUUGCAUUAAGAAAAACAAUUUUCGUCUUAAAGUGUAGUUUGAAUCUUUUAAUGAGAAAAGGGAUGACAUGAAAGCUUUGCCAAACUUUCCAGUGAAUGAAAGCUUCAAUACAUAUCAGACGACGUUCCCGACCAAGAAGGAGUACGGUCCAUUUCUCUCGCUCUUGUUUUAUGUUAAUUCCUCAGUUUUGUCUUUGUAACAUCUGGGUUACACGUGUGUGCUGUAAUCAACAGUGUGUACCUUCAGCUCAUCUCAGCACCCAUAUUCACACUAUUAUGCCUCAACUGAAGCAGCAGAAUGCACCUCACCUGCAGUACUGCAUUUGAACACACAAAGGUGCUCCACCAUCGCAGUCUCCUCCUCCACAUAGUCGCAUGGUGACUCACCAGGUUUGUGUAUGAAUUGAGAUUUCAUAAAACACAGCAACACAGUAUCUGCUUGCACAAAUAUCUAUAUAUUAAAGACGCGGAGAAGUUGUUACAGACCUAAACGAAAAAGAGAAAGAACAUUGAAUCAGGAGAACCUGGAGAUGUUUAUAUUUACUGCAAGUCUGAGUUAUCGUAUGUGGCAUUGCAGGUGGACCCUUUUUACUUUACUUUUCACUGUAUUGUGUUUUUAAACACUUCAGUAUUUUCCAUUCCAGCUAGGCUUGUGUUAAAUUGGGAGUUUCCUGUCAUGCGUGAAUGCCGCCUCACACUUUUGUUCUCUCAGGGGUACACUCUCAUCUCAAAGGGUCUAACGGUCUGUCUUUGUGGACCUAAGUGGUACCUUUAAAACUAUUAUUAGACAAAAGUACUAUUCUGGGCAUUUAAGUUCGAUGCUUUUGUGACUGUAACGCAGUGAUCAUAGGACCAUAUGAAACUAGAAACUGUCCUUGACGGGUGACUUGUACGGUUCAUUGUUGGAAUGGUAACUGACACGCUGUUUGGAUUUAUUAUCUUUUAAUGCAAAGUUUAGAUAUGUUAAAUGAUUAUAAACUUUUGUGUAAUCCUUAAUGGCGAGCUAAUACUGUUCUGAUUCUGCUUAUGAGAAAUUUUCUAAGUGUAUUGGUGAAGAUCCCAAAUAUUAAUAAGAAUCUGUUUUGUUUGUUUUUGUUUUUUUGGAAAAUUCUGUUGAAAUUAUGUUCUGCCUCUUAUUCACUGCACAGUAAAGGAUAAGUAAAUAUUAAAAAUGUAGCACUAUGUAUACAGUUUUUAAUAUAAUUGUGAAAUAAAAUGGCAUCUUCCACUUUAAAAUAGUCUGUUGAGAAAAGUAUGAGUCAGUACUUCAAUGGAAUUUCCUAAAUAAACGGACAACAGGGCACAUCUUAUUUGUGCAUCAUUGAUAAUUAGUAGGUACAGCUGCAUAAAAUCAAGCUAUAAAAUCUUCAUAGACAACCAUGUGCAGUAAAAUAAGUGUGUACUCAGUGGUUUUAUUUUAAUGUGGUACUGUCAGGAUUUAGUCAAAUUUCUACUCUAUUAGUGAUGGAGGAAGCUUUCAGAUCCUUUACUUAGGUAGACAUAGUAAUACUGUAAUACUACUUCCUGUUCCAAAUAAAAACCCCUGCAACUAAAAUGUCACUUCAGUUAAAGCAUGUAAAACUUAUAAGCAGACGGGGUUGAAAAUAUCAAUUAGUUCCCAACUAUGUGGAAACUAUUUUGAAAAUUGGUUUGAUCUUUUUUGCUUUUUGCUUUUUAAGAAUAAAGGGUUUAAAUUGUC
Molecule: messenger RNA, 3453 nt
Organism: Acanthochromis polyacanthus (spiny chromis)
Lineage: Eukaryota; Metazoa; Chordata; Actinopteri; Pomacentridae
Gene: stk16
Product: serine/threonine kinase 16
Exons: 8
Coding region: 158-1075 (305 amino acids)
Biological process (GO): protein phosphorylation
Cellular component (GO): cytoplasm; Golgi apparatus
Molecular function (GO): protein serine/threonine kinase activity; ATP binding
Source: RefSeq, a predicted model, not a curated record